Messenger RNA from Fukomys damarensis (Damara mole-rat), 1512 nucleotides. RefSeq names its product reeler domain containing 1 (gene Reeld1). The coding region runs from base 1 to 1512 and encodes 503 amino acids. Gene Ontology annotation, molecular function: oxidoreductase activity, acting on metal ions. The record is from RefSeq and is a predicted model, not a curated record. Lineage: Eukaryota; Metazoa; Chordata; Mammalia; Rodentia; Bathyergidae. The transcript is spliced from 6 exons.
AUGAAGGUCCCAGCUGCUCUUGCGGCCUGGGCUUGCAGCACCCUCUGCCUGGCUUUCUGCUCGGCUCUCUUUUCCCAUGGUGCCAGUGUGGCGGCCUGUCAGGACAUGCAGCCCAGACACAUGGGAGCCCAGCCCCAGCGCCCCAGCACCCACCGCAUCUCCAUCCACGCUGGCAGGUCUUCCUCCUCUGCAGGUGACCAGAUUCCAGUGACGGUGAGGAGCAGCCGCGAUUUCAUGGGGUUCCUGCUGCAGGCGCGGCCUGAAUCUGAUCACCGGACAGCGGGCACCUUCGUCUUCCUUCCUCCUGGUUCCAAACUGAUGACUUGUCUUGAAGAGUCUGACACUGUCACCCACUCCGACAAGUCCCCGAAGAGAAACCUGUCAUUCGUGUGGAAGGCCCCUGCCAGACCGGUGGGGGACGUCAGGUUCCUAAUAUCAGUCGCCCAGUUGUAUUUUAUUUACUGGGCAGGGAUUGAAUCAUCCGCUGUGUCUGAAGAGGCCCGCAGUAGAACCGACUCGGAUGACCACAGUAACUCAGAGCCUGGCUUGUGGGUGGCAGCCCCUGGGCAAAGUGAAGAUACUGCUGCAGGAGCCACAAAGGAAAACAGCCUAGAUCUUGCUUCUACAAGUAUUGUGGGCACAGAGUUGCCUGAGGAUGCCCAGACUUUGACCCAGAAUCCUUCGCAGACAGCUACCACAGCCAGCAACUUCCAGCAGCCCAGCAGGGACAGAAACCCCACCCUAGAACCAUCACUGGAUGUCCAUAGGCUGGAGAGGCUUGUGGCCCUCAGGAGAGUCUCCUCAGAGGGCCUUGCUUCUAAACCAAGCACCCAGCAAGGAACUCAGGAUGAUCGAAACUUUAAUUCCUUGGAAACUUGCCUGUCCUUGGAGAAAGAUGAACAGGACAAGAUGGUGGCCUCUAAUAGGUCUCUGAGGAGGCCUUCUGUGUAUACUGUCCAUCUUAGCAAUCCACAGCAUCCCUGGUCCUCUGAAGCAUUCAGUGGGCAUGGGGCUGGGGCAGUUAACCCAGCUCCUGACUUCUACACCUCUAGCAUUUCCAGACUACCUGCUGCUGGUGGCCAUGCAGAGGCACCAAAGCCUUGUGCCAGCUUUCUUCCCGAGUCAAAGCUCAGGGAGGCCAGAGUGUGGGAGGGGACUGGAGAGACCAGCAUGGGACACUCUUGCAAGACCAACCCAAGGCCUGAGGUUGGGCUAGAGGAAGACAGUGGCCUUUUGGGGAUCCAGUUCAGAGCUCCCAAGUUGGGACUUCUGCUUUGCCUAUCAGUGGCUCUGGGCAUGGCUCUGGCUGCUGGCCUUUGCUACCUGCACGCUCAGCGCUGCCACAAACGAACAGGAGUGUCUUUCAGCGAUCCUGGUGCCGAUGCCAUUGCCAGGAGUGAUGGUGGGGCGACUGUGCACGUCAGGAGGACUGGAGAGAACAGUUUUGUCCUGGUUCAAGCGGAAUACAACAGGAUUACCCCUUCUGGGAGUAGCAAGAAAACAGUCCCCUGA